This is a messenger RNA of Aegilops tauschii subsp. strangulata, 1908 nucleotides long. The record is from RefSeq and is a predicted model, not a curated record. NCBI's taxonomy places the organism in Eukaryota, Viridiplantae, Streptophyta, Magnoliopsida, Poales, Poaceae.
AUGGAGAAGAUCUCAGAAAAAACAAGAAGGCAGAUUGCUGCUAAGGGAUAUAUUCUUCAGGAUGGAUUUGUGAUGAGCAAUCUCCCUGUUCCACCAAACUGCCUCCGCGCUUACAAUGUUUUAGAUGAAACACUCAUGUGCUCUCCGGAUGCCUCCACAAACCUGCUGAGGAAAAUCGUACUCAACGUACAUAGCAUCAACAACUCAAGGGUUGGCCCCCCAACCUUCAAAGAACAUGAGGUGGAAGCAGAUGAUCUUCAGGUUGCCAUUGCUGACUACAUCAAGCAUGCAGGAACAGCAAGGGGUCCUCAAGGUAUCACCUUUAAAAGUCUGCCUGCAACAAAACAAUGGCAGCAAAAGAUGAAGUCACUCUGCAUCAGCAAGAGCUCAAGCUUCUCAUGCCGUGGUGUGAUCACAGGUGACCCAUACAUUCCUAUGAAUGUGGUAGGAGUGCCUGAUGAAGUAGCAAGGCGAAUGUCAGUACAAGAGCGUGUGACAGACUACAACAUUGCUCAGCUGCAAGGCAUGAUGGAUAGAGGUCUUUGCCUGACACAUGAAGAUGCUAAUUCUAUCACGCACUCCUUGGAUGUGGGGAAAGCAAAUAAGAAACGGACCAUACUGAAGGUCGGUGAAACGGUCAACCGGAGAAUUCUGGAUGGAGAUGCGGUAUUUGUCAACAGGCCACCAAGCACCGACAAGCACUCAGUCCAAGCAAUGUAUGUCCGUGUACAUACUGAUCACACCAUCAAGAUCAACCCACUCAUAUGUGGACCACUUGGGGCAGAUUUCGAUGGCGACUGUGUCCACAUUUUCUUCCCAAGGUCGGUGUCAGCAAGGGCUGAAGCUAUAGAGCUCUUCACGGUGGAGAAGCAGCUGGUCAGCUCUCACAAUGCAAAGCUGAAUUUUCAGCUCAAGAAUGAUUGCUUACUAGCUUUAAAGAAAAUGUCUGCUAGAAAGUAUUCCAGAAGGGAGGCCAAUGAACUUUUAAAUGCAAUGUUCACGGCAGGGUUGAUUCCCAAGAAGCGACUAUCAGGUCGACCAGAGUGGAGUUUCGCUCAGAUUCUAGAGACGGUACUACCACAGGAAAACAAAAUAUUAAUCAGAGACUUGGUUGCUGGCACUAUUACCAUCUCAUCAGUUCUGUCCACGAAGAAUCCAAGGGAGGCCAUAGAAUUUCUGAAUCUUCUGCAGCCCCUACUAAUGGAAUCAUUAUUUACCGAUGGUUUCAGCGUAAGCCUGAGAGACUUCAAUGUCCAGAAUCCAAUACCACAGACAAUUCAGCAUCAGACACUUGAUCUUGACAAGUUACGGAAACCAAUUGUGGACUUCAUUACUUCUUCUGACAUUCGCUUCUUGGUUGACCAAAAGAGAGAUUCAGCCAUGACCAAAGUAGUGGAGCAGAUUGGUUUCUUGGGACAUCAGCUGCAGCGCAACGGAAGAUUAUAUUCUGGCAGCUUGGUAGAGGAUUGCGUAUCCAAGUCACUAAGCAAGUGUGGCAGCAGCACCAAUGGUUGCCAUCCUUUGGAGGCACAUGGUUUUGUCAGGAACUCACUUUGCAAUGGACUGAACCCAUAUGAGGACCUACUCCAUUCAAUAUCUGCAAGGGAGAAGACAAUACGCGCAUCUAAAGGACUUGUGGAGCCGGGCGUUCUCUUCAAGAAUAUGAUGGCAAUGCUCCGGGAUGUUGUAGCAUGCUAUGAUGGAACCAUAAGAAACUCAUGUGGAAAUUCAGUUGUCAAGUUUGACUCGAGAAACUCAUCGAGUUCUGUGACACCAGGAGAUCCCGUUGGUAUCUUGGCAGCCACUGCAGUUACAAAUGCUGCAUACAAGGCAGUGUUAGACCCAAAUCAGAAUAACAUGGCCUCAUGGGACUCGAUGAAGGAAGUGAUCCACGAGUUCAGGAGGUGA